GUUUUUAUAAAGAACCAAACACUUAUCCUCACUUAAGACAAGGGAUUUGUGAUUUGUGCUCUUUCUUUUGCAGCUAAUUACCUUGUUUAUGUUUUAAAUAUUGAUUUUAAGUAAUUCCAGGGUUGAAAUUGACUCUUGUAAGUUGUUCAGGAAUUUUUGAUUUGCACAAUGUCGAAUACGUUUGCUACUCCAAAAGAACUUGUAGAAGAACUUUGUAGAUUGCGUGAUUUAAAAGUAGGAAUAUUUGGUGAAAAGAAGCCUACCAUCCGCUCUGUCUCUUUCGCUGUUCCAGGUACCGAUUAUGAAUUAACGUCCUGGAGAGUUUGGGAGCAAGCAUAUCGUAUCAAUGUGUCCGACAGCAAGAAGACAUAUGAUGGUGUGACAGGUUUGAAAAGACGUUUACCAACAUGCGCUCGUGGUUUAUUCACCUAUAUGGAUCCCAGGACGAAAGAACAAAAGAUUGCUAUCCGUGGUUAUGACAAGUUUUUCAAUAUUGAUGAGAUUCCUCUCACUACUUGGAACUCUCUGAGGGAACACACAAAGGGGCCUUACGAGCUGACAGUCAAGGAGAACGGUUGUAUUAUUUUUAUCAGUGCUUUAUCCAACGGCGAGCUCAUCAUCACCAGUAAGCAUUCCUUUGGUGCUGUUGAAGGCCAAAGCGUUUCCCAUGCGUUAGCUGGAGAGCGAUGGCUUGAAGAUCAUCUGAAGAAGGUUGGUAAAUCAAAAAAAGAGCUUGCCCAGGAGCUUCUUAAGCGCCAAGCUACAGCUGUCGCAGAGUUAUGUGAUGACGAUUUUGAGGAACACAUUCUUCCAUAUCGAGGUGAUCGUCGUGGUUUGUAUUUACAUGGUCUAAAUAUGAAUAUUCCUGAAUUUACCACGGCGUCAUCAGAAGACGUAUCCGCUUUCGCAAAGGUUUGGGGUUUUUUGAAAACUGAUUCUUUUUACAUUCACAAAUUUGAAGACAUGAAGCACUUUUUGGAAGAGACUGCAAAGACUGGAAGGUUGAAUAACCGCAGCGUUGAGGGAUUCGUUGUGCGUUGUCAUUCAACUGCUCAAGCUGGAAAACGCAACUCAACAAAUGAUUUCUUUUUCAAGUAUAAGUUUGAAGAGCCCUACGGCAUGUUUCGACAAUGGAGAGAGGUUACAAAAAUGCUAAUCCAUGACAAGCCUCUUAAUUACGCCAAGUACAAAAAGAUUACAAACGAGUAUGUGGAUUUUUGUAGAAAAAAGUUCCAAGAGAAGCCUGAAUUAAAGGCUCUGUAUCUUAAAAACAAAGGAAUAAUAUCUCUGCGAGAAGAGUUUUUGCUACUCUCCAAACUCGACGCUAUGACGAUUUCGGUCGAGUCUAGCAAUGAGAAGCCUUACACAUUACUCGUACCAAUUGCUACCAUUGGUUGUGGAAAAACAACGGUUGCCAAGAUUUUGGAGAAAUUAUUCAAUUGGCCUGUCGUACAGAACGACAAUAUCCCUUCCGGUAAAGGAGGACCUAAGAAAUUUGCACGUGCAAUUGUUAACGAGUUUCAAAAUGGUCAUCCGAUUGUAUUCGCUGACCGAAACAAUCACAUUCCGAAUAUGAGAAGUGCUCUUCGAAGUGAUGUUUCGGCUGAAUUAGAAGGGGUUCGCUAUGUAGCUUUGCCUUUUGUACAAAACUUGAGUACUCGUUCUUUUGUGCAAGAGCGAGUAAUAAGCCGAGGUGAUCGUCACCAAUCCAUCAAAGUAUCGGAAGGUGUAGAAAAGGUAAAUUCUAUUCUAGACAUGUUUUACAAACAAUACAAGCCGUUUGAUCCCGAAUUAUUUUCUCAUGAUGAAGGUUAUGAUGAUGUUAUAGAAUUGGAUCCACAUGUUGGAUCUUUGGAGAAUGCACGCUUAAUAGUUGAUUACAUGCAACAACAUAUUCCUGACUCGAUAACCAACUAUCCUUCUGAGGAUGAAUUUCAGCGAGCUCUAGAAUUUGCUGUCAACGAUUAUGUGCCUACUUAUACAAAAAUUAUGGGGGAAAGCUCCUUGAAGAAACAAGAAAGAAAUUCCAACGAAAUUCAAUAUUUCGGAGCUUUUAUUCCUUCAGAUAAAGUAAAAGCCAUAUUAAAGGAUGUUAUUAGGUCAAAAGGUAUAAGCUGGGAUGAUCAGUUUUCUUCUUAUACCCUUCAAGAUUCUUUUCAUGUGACGAUGAUACACAGGUCGCAAAUCACGCUGGGUCCCGAAAUGGCUGAUUUAUGGCAACAAUACCUUAAUCAGCUUAAAAAGAAGAGAAGCAACGUUAUCGAUCAUGUUAGCUUUACUCUGAGAAGCCUCGUAUGGGACGGAAGAGUGAUGUGCUUUAAAGUAGAUAUUGAUUCAAAGAGCAUGUGGUUUGGAAAAACCGGCAAUCCUCAACUACACAUAACAUUAGGUACUACUUCACCUUGUAUCAAACCAUUUGAGUCCAAUUUGAUGCUGGAGAGAUUGAGAACAGGAAAAGCAUCACAGGAUGAACCAGAAAUUCAUACAAUAGAUGUUGAACCUAAAGUUGACAUCACGGGAACACUGCAGUUCCUUCCUAAGGAAUAAUGUAUAGCGCUAGUUAGUAUAAUGAAUUUUGGAUAUGGUUUUUCUGGAGAUUUAAUUUUUCAUAAGUUAUAUAAGAUGGC
Molecule: messenger RNA, 2627 nt
Organism: Schizosaccharomyces cryophilus OY26
Lineage: Eukaryota; Fungi; Ascomycota; Schizosaccharomycetes; Schizosaccharomycetales; Schizosaccharomycetaceae
Product: tRNA ligase Trl1
Exons: 1
Coding region: 169-2547 (792 amino acids)
Biological process (GO): tRNA splicing, via endonucleolytic cleavage and ligation
Cellular component (GO): nuclear inner membrane
Molecular function (GO): ATP binding; RNA ligase (ATP) activity; GTP-dependent polyribonucleotide 5'-hydroxyl-kinase activity
Source: RefSeq, a predicted model, not a curated record